This is a messenger RNA of Lampris incognitus (smalleye Pacific opah), 662 nucleotides long. RefSeq names its product cystatin-like. The record is from RefSeq and is a predicted model, not a curated record. The transcript has 3 exons. Lineage: Eukaryota; Metazoa; Chordata; Actinopteri; Lampriformes; Lampridae. Gene Ontology annotation, molecular function: cysteine-type endopeptidase inhibitor activity. The coding region runs from base 5 to 394 and encodes 129 amino acids.
CAACAUGAACCCAAAGCUUGUCUUUCCCGUGCUAGCAGCGUUUUUGGCCGUUGGGGCGGCCAACUUGGUGGAAGCUUCGAUACACGCAGACAUCAAUGAUCCAAGAGUACAAGAGGCCCUGCAGUUCGCUGUGGUCGAGCACAACAAGGGAACCAAAAGCUUGUUCCUCAGUCAAGUGGCCAAAGUGAUUAAGGCUCAACGACAGGUGAUUGCUGGCAUUUUUUACCUUUUCACGGUUCAAAUGGCGAUGACCUCGUGCAGAAAAGACGGUACUGACCAGCUAUGCACCGUCUACCAAGACCCUGAAAAGGCUCAGCCUUACCAGUGCACAUUUGAGGUGCUGACUAGACCAUGGUUAAUUCAUGAAAUUCUGAUAGGAGACAUAUGCUCGUAACGAGAGAACAACAAGGACCAUACGGCAGUAGAAAGAACUACACAGCAUCCUCUCGUCUGUUCGACCGGAAGUGUCACUAACAUUUUAACCUUAUGUCUCGUAAUUUUUAACAACUGCAAAUGUCCUAUGUAGCUUUGCUUUGCGCAGACGCAUUAACUAUGCAAGACAAUGCAGAAAUUAAACCUAAUAAUAAAAAGAUUACUCAUGCAUCCCAUCUUGUCUUAAUUAAUUUUGCAUUUUCAAUCGAGUUCUCGUUGAUCCUUAAACC